AUGCUCAGCAGCCGUUUCUUGUUGGAAAAGGAGGAGGCCAAGACCCCGGGCUUUGGGGCCCGAAUCAAAUGGAGGAGGCUGUGUGCUUUGCUGGGCUGUUUGGGUUUGCUGGUGGGCCUGCAGCGAAGCUUGUGGCACAAUUUCACCCACUCGGCUUGGGAUGACUUGAACGCCUUGAUUGCUUCUUGGAUAGGCUCCGAUGCAUUGAUCGACCACGACUCCGGCUCGGUUCUUGCACCCUGCGUUCAACAGUACGACUCCGCCCGGACGGCGCGGGCAGCUUGCAGCGUGGCUGGGGCCGUGUUCUUCACGCUGGCGGUGCUCUCGGAUGUGGUAGGCUCAAGCGUGGCGAUGCGGUGGCCACAGCAUUCGGCCGUCAGGUUUUUGAAAUGCUCUAGGAUGUUAGGAAGUAUUUGCUAUGCGUGUGGUAUGCUGGUGCUGAAUCUUCCGGACUACGUGGGCUUGCUUGAUUUUGGAGUGCUGGAGCAUUGUGGGAGCGGCUUUUGCAAGGCAGUGACAGAUUCUAUGAAGUCGGCGGUGGGUUCUGGACUGUUGGCAAAGGCAGGCAUGGAGUUUUUGCCUCUAUUGGUAUGUUUGGCUUGGACCUUCUUCCGGAUUGGUUUCUUCUUGGCUUCAGACCCCCAGAACAUGGAGGCAGUGAAUGCACUGAUGUGGGUGACUCUGAGUUGCAUGCUGCGGCUAUCCCCCUUAGCAGGGACUGCUGCCUUUGUCGCUUCGCCCAGUGCAGAGGUGAUUGGCUGGUUCAUUGCCUUCUUGCUCCUGCCUACUCUGCUCCUAGGGGUCAUCGUGAAGAUGAAGUUCACCUCUUUAGCUUGGUACUUCCUGUGGGGUUGGGUCCUUUACCUCAUGCCUUUGCUGGUGAUGGCUUCCUAUGCCCUGGGAGUCGACUUCGGGACCUUGCUCAGGAGGCUUUUCGAGUACUUGAAGCAGGAUUGGCCGAGCUUCCUGGCAGAGUUCACGCUCUCCGAUGUGCUGAUCUCUGAUCUCUUCUUCACCAUGGUGUUCGUUGAGAAAGCCUAG
This is a messenger RNA of Durusdinium trenchii, 1041 nucleotides long. NCBI's taxonomy places the organism in Eukaryota, Dinophyceae, Suessiales, Symbiodiniaceae. The record is from the annotation of a GenBank genome assembly.